AGGAUGUGUCUGAGUGCGCAGGCGUGAAAUAAAUAACCUUUACAUUUGAGAGAAAAUGAUGCAGGUCGUGGUAAGAUUAUGACCUCUGAACGACCAAAAUGGUGACAUCCUGCAUUAUCGGAUUAUAAUUACCCAAAUGAUCGAAACUAGCUAACUUUUCAAAUCAGGGUUUUGGGAAAUUUGUUUAGUGGCAUCAGAGAUGCUUGUAUCUAUCUCUGGUGAUAUCCACCAAUACCACGACGUCGUAAAACUGUCGCUGAAUACGGCAGCAAACAUGGAACACGUUGGCUUGAUCGGCUAGAGCUGCUGGUUGAUACUAAGGAAACAGGACAAAUAUGAACCAGCGGGGAGGUGUAAAAACAGUUGUGUGUGUAAAGCGUUGUAAAUGAGGUUAGUUUGUAAGUCGCGUCUUGUUCGCGAUGUUCUUGUCGGUUUCUAAAAAUAACUUGGCGGUGUGUGCGAGAAGUGUGUGUUGGGCAGUUCCUGCGUCAUGGCGGCAGCAGCAGACAGGUGUGUGUGUGAGGGUAGAACUGAAGUUGCUGCAGAGACUUAAAAACAGAGUGUCCUCUGUCACCCAGUGGUCUAGCUACACACAAUAUCACACACACACCCCGCAGGACACGCACAUCCCCAGCCCAACGACCCCAGAGGUUAGCGGUCAAGAGCUAAAGGAUUCCACGGAAAGCGUCUCCCAAUCUUGUCGCCGCAGAGGUCACGAGAGGACGCAGGGUAACGACGACCGCUUUAGGUUUUACCCUACGGAUCCCUCCUCGUCUAACUCUCAUGUUCUCCUGGGGUUGAGGUUGUUCCCAGUGAGUUCUGGUGCGUUUCCAGGCUGGAGAGGUCUCUGUAGUGGAAAACCCCGUGAGACCCCAGCCGACUGCUCACCUGGAGUGGACCUGAAGGAAACCACCCAGCCAGCUGAUAGACCAUCUGAUCUUGGUCAAGGACUGUUCAAAUUUAAAGAACUGUAUGAGAACCCAUGGACUAUCCCCAACCUUCUGUGUGUGUGUCGCAUCGCACUGGCUCCAGUCCUGGGAAUCCUGAUAACUGAGCAACAUUUUCACCUCUCCCUUGGGCUGUUUGCUUUGGCUGGAUUUACUGACGUGCUGGAUGGUUAUAUAGCCCGUAACUGGCCCAGUCAGAAGUCUGCGCUGGGCAGCGCACUCGACCCAUUGGCUGAUAAAAUCCUCAUCAGCGUUCUCUACAUCAGUCUCACCUACGCACAGCUCAUCCCAGCACCUCUGACGGCGUUGGUGAUAGCCAGAGACGUUGGUCUGAUAGCGGCUGUUUUCUACGUCAGAUACAAGACUGUCCCACCUCCUGUGACUCUCAGUAAGUUUUUUAACCCCUGCUACACAACAGCGCAGCUCAAACCCACCACCCUCAGCAAGGUGAACACAGCGAUCCAGCUCUUCCUAGUAGCAGCAUCGUUGGCCUCACCUGUCUUUCACUACACAGACAGUCCGCUCCUGCAAGCCCUAUGGUAUAUUACAGCGGUAACGACGACUGUGUCAGGCUACAGCUACUAUCACUAUGGCAUGAAGACUGUCGCUGUGCUCAACAGCACCAAGUAACCAUGGCAACUCAGCAAGCGCCAAGUAACGGUUGCAACUUAAUACACUCCACAACCAUUGUUGCGCCUGAGUACUCAAGUUGAACACACACCCACGUGUGUUUGGAAAGACUCCGAAAUGAACUCUGAGUGUGUAUUUUUAAUCUCAGUAUUGCCAUGGGAACGUUUUGUAUCUGAUGAAUGUGAUUAAACGAUAAACCUGCUCUA
Messenger RNA from Oncorhynchus masou masou (cherry salmon), 1783 nucleotides. It is a transcript of the gene crls1, whose product is annotated as cardiolipin synthase 1. The record is from RefSeq and is a predicted model, not a curated record. The transcript has 7 exons. Gene Ontology annotation, molecular function: cardiolipin synthase (CMP-forming) activity. NCBI's taxonomy places the organism in Eukaryota, Metazoa, Chordata, Actinopteri, Salmoniformes, Salmonidae. Gene Ontology annotation, cellular component: membrane; mitochondrion. The coding region runs from base 420 to 1577 and encodes 385 amino acids. Gene Ontology annotation, biological process: cardiolipin biosynthetic process.